Molecule: messenger RNA, 3561 nt
Organism: Acanthosepion pharaonis
Lineage: Eukaryota; Metazoa; Mollusca; Cephalopoda; Sepiida; Sepiidae
Source: the annotation of a GenBank genome assembly
AUGAAACAGGAGAAAUGGAGGUUCAAACAAAAGAGAAAGAUUAACAAAUUUUAUUAUUCUGCUUAUUCUUCUUCCACUUCAUUUUGUUUCUUUCUCUUCUUUUUCUUCUUUAUUUUCUUCCUCUUUCUUUUCUUCUUCUUCAUUUUCUUCCUCUUUCUUUUCUUCUUCUUCUUCUUCAUUUUCUUCCUCUUUUUUUCUUCUUCUUCUUCUUCUUCAUUUUCUUCCUCUUUAUUUUUCUUCUACAUCUUCAUUUUCUUCCUUUUUCUUUCUUCGUCUUCAUUUUCUAUCUUUCUUUCUUUCUUUCUUUCUUUCUUUCUUUCUUUCUUUCUUAAUUCUUCUUCUUCACUUUCUUCCUCUUUCUUUCCUUCUUAUUUUUUUUCAUUUUCUUCCUUUUCUUUUUUUUUUUCUUCUUUCUUCUUCUUCUUUCAUCUUCAUUUUUUUCUUCCUUUUUUUUUCUUUUCUUUUUUCAUUUUUCUUUCUUUUCUUUCUUUCUUCUUCUUCAUUUUCUUCUUUCUUUCUUUUCUUUCUUUUCUUUUCUUCUUCUUUUUUUCUUCGUCUUUUUUAUUUUCUUCCUCUUUAUUUUCUUCAUCUUCAUCUUCAUUUUUCUUCUUUUUUCUUUCUUUUCUUUUUUCCUUUCUUAAUUCUUCUUCAUUUUCUUCCCCUUUCUUUCCUUCUUCUUCUUCUUCCUCUUCUUCAUGUUCUUCCUCUUUCUUUCCUUCUUCUUCUUCUUCUUCAUGUUCUUCCUCUUUCUUUCCUUCUUCUUCUUCUUCUUCAUUUUCUUCCUCUUUCUUUCCUUCUUCUUUUUCAUUUUCUUCCUCUUUAUUUUUCUUCUUCAUCAUCUUCCUUUUUCUUUCUUCUUCUUCAUUUUAUUUCUUAAUUCUUCUUCAUUCUCUUCCUCUUUCUAUCUUUCUUCUUCUUCAUUUUUUCUUGUUGUUGUUGCUGCUGUUGUUAUUUCGAUUUAUUCACCUUCGGUAUUUUCUCAUACUUUUCGUUUUUCUUCAAUUUCAUCUUUUACUCCACCACAUUAUUCCUCUUGAAUAUUUCUUUUUGUAUCACAUUUUCUCAUUCUCCUAUAUUUUUCUUCAUUUUCUCCUCUUCCUUCUCUUUUCUUCCUUUCUUUUUCUCGUUCACCUUCUUCCUUUCUUUUUCUCGUUCACCUUCUUCCUUCUACACUUCCUCUUCGCACUACUUUAUAUCCUUCGUCUUCUAUGUCACUGUCGUUUAACUCGCCAUCCUUCUUUCUCUAUUUUUCCUCCUAAUUCUUCUUCUUUCGAUUUCUCAUUCUGUUAUAUUUAUUCCUUGUCUUUCCUCUUCACGAUUUCAGUCUUGUUUCUGGUUCCUUCUUCUUGCUUAGUCUUGGCUUCUCCUCCUCCUCUUCCUUCGUUCUCACCCCCUUCUUCCUUUCCUUUUCUUCCUUUUCUUUUCUUCCUUUGUUCGCCUUCGUUUUCACCCCUUUCUUCCUUGCUUUUCUUUUUUUUCCCUUCUUCCUUUCGUUCUCACCCCUUCUUCCUUCUUCUCACCCCUCCCUUCUUCCUUUCUUUUCGCCUUCGUUUUCACUCCUCCUUUCUUCCUUGCUUUUCGCCUUCGUUUUCACCCCUCCCUUCUUCCUUUCUUUUCGUCUUCGUUCUCACCCCUCCCUUCUUCCUUUCUUUUCGCCUUCGUUCUCACCCCUCCUUUCUUCCUUGCUUUUCGCUUUUUCCCCUCCUUCAUUUUCUUUUUGCUCCUUCUUCAUUUCUUUUCGUCUUCAUUUUCACCCCUCCCUUCUUCCUUUCUUUUCGCCUUCGUUUUCACCCCUCCCUUCUUCCUUUCUUUUCGUCUUCAUUUUCCCUUCCCCUUUUUUUCCCUUCUUUUCCUUUCUUUUUCCUUGCUUUUCACCCCUCCCUUCUUCCUUUCUUUUCGCCUCCCUUCUUCCUUUCUUUUUCGCCCCCUUUUCCCUCCCUUCUUCCUUUCUUUUCGUCUUCUUUUCACCCCUCCUUCUUCAUUUCUUUUUCGCUUCCUUUCUUCAUUUCUUUUCGUCUUCAUUUUCACCCGUCUUCAUUUUCACCCUCCUUCUUCCUUUCUUUUCGUCUUCAUUUUCACCCCUCCCUUCUUCCUUUCUUUUCGUCUUCAUUUUCAGCCUUCCCUUAUACCAUUCGUUUUAGCUUUGUUUUCACACUUCUCUCCUUUCUUUCUUUUCGCCUUAGUUCUCACCCCUUCCUUUCUUCCUUACAUUCUUCCCUCCCUUUGUUUUUUCGCAUUCUCACCUUCUUCUUUUUUUUUUUUCGCCUUCUGUUUUCUUCCUUUCUUCCUUGUUUUCUUCACCCCCUCCUUUCUUUCUUUUUCUUCUCAGCCCUUUUCUUCCUUUCUUUUCGCCUUUUUUCACCCUCCCUUCUUCCUUUCUUUUUCGUCUUCAUUUUCCUUUUCUUCGUUUUUUUUUUUCAUUUUCUUUUCAUUUUAGCUUUCAUUCCCAUUUCCUUCUUUUUUUUUCGUUCUCAAUUUCUUCUUUUCCCCUUGAUUCUUUUUCUUUCUUGGCUUUUCCUUCGUUUUUUUUCUUUUAAUUUUCUUCUCAUUUCUUUCACCAACCUCCUUAUAUUUUCUCUUUUUUCAUCUGUUCAUUCUAUUUUACAUAUUGGCCCCGUUCACUUUCCUCCUACUCCUAAUUCUUCUAUUCCUCCUUCAGCCUGUCGUAUUCCAGCUUCUCUUAAUGCUCGCGAUUGUCAUUUUCUUUCCUUUUUUCCAUUUCCUUUCUCUUAUGGCUCUGUUCGUACUUCUUCGUCUCCUGUGACUUUUCCUUCAUUUAUUCUAGAUUUCUUUCUAUAUUUCUCCCGUUCCCUGUUUUACGAUUACAUCUUCCGUCUUUCUUCUAAACUUUCUCACUCCUCACUCCGAUUCUUUUCCCUUCUUCCUCCAAACCCCUUUAGCGAUCAUUCUUCUCCUUUACCCUCCUCUUUGCUUCCUUCUUUGUCUACUGCCUUGCUCCUCAUCUCCUCAUCCGUUUCUACUUCGUUUAGUUUCUCUUUCAAACGUUCUUCUCUGUUGUCUUCCUUCUUCUUCCUCGGAUUCAUUCAUCUCAUCCAUCCUUUUUUCUUUACUUAUCUUCAUCAUCCACUUUCUCCUUGUACGGCAGAAGUACACCCAAAAUAUCCCUCCCAGAAUACCCUCCACAUAAUGGUCUUCUAUUCUUUCUCAAUUACAUCAUUAGGCAACUACCAUUUUUAUUCCUUUCUAUUAUUCCGACUCUUUUGUUUGGUUGGUUGUUUGUUUGAUUGGCACAUUGUUUCUUUCUUUCUUUCUUUCUUUCUUUCGUUCGUUCUUUCUUUCUUUCUUUCUUUCCCCGUUUUUUCCUUUCUCUUUUGUUCUUUGGUUUUAUAUGUUUAUGUUUCUUUUUUUUCCCUUUUUUCUUUCUUUCUUUCUUUAUUUCUUUCGUUCUUUCUUUCUCUCUCCGUUAUUUUCCUUUCUCUUUUGUUCUUUGGUUUUAUAUGUUUAUGUUUCUUUUUUUAUUUUUUAUUUCUUUCUUUCUUUUUCUUUCUUUCUUUCUUUCUUUCUCUCUCCGUUUAUUUUCCUUUCUUUCUUGUUUUUUGA